Molecule: messenger RNA, 2175 nt
Organism: Suncus etruscus (white-toothed pygmy shrew)
Lineage: Eukaryota; Metazoa; Chordata; Mammalia; Eulipotyphla; Soricidae
Gene: ZMYND15
Product: zinc finger MYND-type containing 15
Biological process (GO): spermatid development; negative regulation of DNA-templated transcription
Molecular function (GO): histone deacetylase binding
Source: RefSeq, a predicted model, not a curated record
AUGGAAUUCGUGUCUGGUUACCGAGAUGAGUUCCUUGAUUUUGCUGCCCUUCUCUUUGGCUGGUUCCGCAAGUUCAUGUCAGAGCGUGGAGCUUCAGCCAGCCUUGAAGGCCGUUGGCGGCAGCUGGAGGCUCAGGUCAGAAAACUGCCUCAGGACCCUGCCCUUUGGGUGCUCCAUGUCUUGCCCAAUAGCAGUGGCAUCAGCCUUGGACAAGGGGCAGAGCAAGGCCCAGGAUCAGGCCUGGGGUUGCCCCGCUCUUGGAGAUGACCCCCACUCCACCUUCAAGACCUAAGCCCCUAUGUUAGCUUUGUCAGCCUGGAGGAAGGAGAAGAGGAAGAGGAAGAGAAUAGAGAAAGAGAGUAAAGCUCUAAUGCAGAGUCUGAGGAGAAUGGGGACCCAGCCCCUGCCAGCAAGGAGUCCCCACAAGAAGCAAAUCUAUCAGGGAGUCCAAAGAGCCUGGACAGGAAACAGGAAGAGUUGAGAUGCUGCCCAGUGAAUAGAGCUGAGGAUGAAGCCGGGCCUGAAAAGAGGAAGGGACGGACAAGUGAGGCUGCCCCCCUUCAUCUUUCCUGCCUCUUACUGGUGACUGAUGAAUAUGGCACUAUCUUGGGCAUUGACCUGUUAAUGGAUGGAGUCCAAGGAAUACAAUAGGGCUUAAGAUCAGAGAGCCUGGCUCGUCGGGCCUAUGCUCUCCUCUGCCACAGCAUGGCCUGCCCCAUGGGCUCUGGAGACCCCAGAAAGCCCCGACAGCUUACCGUGGGAGACGCCGAACUACAUGGAGAACUGGAGAGUCUGGUUCCAAGACUGGGAGUGAAAUUAGCUAAAACCCCAAUGCGAACCUGGGUCCCGCCAGGCUUCACCUUUGCCUCCCUUCGGGCUCGGACCUGCCAUGUUUGUCCGCACAGCUUUGAAGUGAAGUUGACACCCUGCCCUCAGUGUAAUGCUGUCUUGUACUGCGGAGAGGCAUGUCUCCGGACUGACUGGAGCCGAUGCCCAGAUGAUGUGAGCCACCGAUUUUGGUGCCCCAGGCUUGCAGCCUUCAUGGAGCGGUCAGGAGAACUAGCAACUCUGCCUUUUACCUACACUGCAGAAGUGACCAGUGAAAACUUUAACAAGGAGGCUUUCCUGGCCUCCAGGGGCCUCACUCGUGGCUACUGGACCCAACUCAGCAUGCUAAUUCCAGGCCCUGGAACCCCGAGUCACCCCCGCGGCAACAUGCCAUCUCUCAGUCUUCUUCUCAGUGGAGAUCCCUACCAACUUCUCCAGGGGGAUGGGCCAGCCCUGAUGCCGCCUGUGCCCUCAGAUCCACCCAAGGGGCUCUUCGGCUCAUGGCAGGAUUACUACUCAUGGAGGGGCCUCAGCUUGGACUCUCCUAUGGCUGUGCUUCUCACUUACCCACUGACUGUGUACUACGUCAUCACCCAUCUGGUGCCUCAGUCCUUCCCUGAGCUCAACAUCCAGAACAAACAGUCACUGAAAAUCCAUGUGGUGGAAGCCGGGAAGGAGUUUGACCUGAUCAUGGUGUUCUGGGAGCUCUUGGUCUUACUCCCCAAUGUUGCCCUGGAGCUGCAGUUUGUAGGUGAUGGUCUGCCUCCAGAGAGUGACCAGCAGCAUUUUACCCUGCAGAGGGAUGGUCCCAAAGUAUCUGUCCGUUCGGGUCCCGGAGCAUCAGCACGCCUCAGCUCUGGGACUAAAGAAAAGGGUGGCCGCAGAGACCUGCAGAUCAAGGUUUCUGCCCGGCCCUACCACUUGCUUCAGGGGCCCAAGCCUGACCUGGUUAUUGGAUUUAACUCCGGUUUUGGUCUCAAGGACACCUGGCUGAGCUUGCUGCCCAGGUUACAGUCCCUCCGAGUGCCGGCCUUCUUCACCGAGAGCAGCGAGUACGGCUACACGAUGGAUGUCCAGACCAUGGCGGGGGCCACCGGCGGGGGCACCAGCCCUCCUCUGCCCAACCCCUUUCGCUCCCCCUUUAGACUCAGAGCCGCUGACAACUGCAUGCCCUGGUACUGCAACGCCUUUGUCUUCCACCUGAUCUACAAGCCCGCGCAGGGCAGCGGGGUUCGCCCCGCACCGGGUCCCGCUCCCGCAGUCCCGACCCCGGCUGCUCCGCCCGCCCCACCCCGAAGGCGUCGAGCGGAGAAAAAGCCCGGCCGGGGGACCCGUCGGCGCAGGUGA